Messenger RNA from Bufo bufo (common toad), 1993 nucleotides. RefSeq names its product B cell linker (gene BLNK). Lineage: Eukaryota; Metazoa; Chordata; Amphibia; Anura; Bufonidae. The transcript is spliced from 24 exons. Gene Ontology annotation, cellular component: cytoplasm. The coding region runs from base 65 to 1783 and encodes 572 amino acids. The record is from RefSeq and is a predicted model, not a curated record. Gene Ontology annotation, biological process: intracellular signal transduction; cell surface receptor protein tyrosine kinase signaling pathway.
CUAAGAGCAGCUGAGCACAUACUACUGUAUUUAAUAGAAUCCCUUCAAAUCUCUAGAUUAGACCAUGGCUUUUAAACUCCCAUUCCGGGAAGACUUUGAAAGUUGGACAACUUCACAAGUUGCAGAUCUUUUUAAGCAGUGUGGAAUCCAGGAAUGUAUAGGAGUGCUGGAGAAAUUGGGAUUAAAUGGCUACACCUUUUUGAACAUGACAACUGAUGAGCUGAAUAAGUUCAACAUACUUUACCAACCGCAGCUCCAGAGAAUUGUCAGUGACAUAAAGAAAAAUGAAUCCGGGCUAUUUAAAAAAAUCAAGAAGUUCCAAAAUGAUCAGGUGGCGUUAAUUUGUAAAACUGGGAAAGAUACAUGGGAUCGUAUGAAAAGCAAGCCAACUCCACCGACUGUCCCAAAAAGAGACUACCAGACAGGUCCACCAAAUGGAGACGAUGACGAAUGGGGCGAUGACUUUGGAAGUGACUAUGACAGCCCCGAUGAGCACUCUGAUACAGAACAGUAUGUCGUGCCCACAGAGGAGGCUGACGAUAGCAGCUAUGAACCUCCACCCAAUGACAAGCAUGUGACGCCAUCUUUUAAGGUCAUGAUGGCGAAUAAUGGAUAUGCAGAUAAACAAAAAACAGAACCAAUGAACAUGCAUAUGAGGCCACCACCCAAACCACAUGAGCUAUUUUCAAGGCACCAGCAGCCUCCACCACCAGUUACCAAUCGACUGCCUACAGCAAACAAACCACUGCCGAAGCCCAGACAUCCCCCUACAUCAAUGCCACCACCAGUCUUAAGAAAACCAGCAAGCAUACCACCACAACCGGACUGUGAUGACGAGGAAAACUACAUUGUACCAGAAUCGGAAAGUUAUAUUGAACCGACCAAGGAACCCGUGAAAAAACCUCCAGCAGUGAACAGACAGACCAAACCCAUGCCCCAGACUCCUAUAAGGUCUCCCACCAUGCAACCACCUGAAACAGAAGAUGAGCUGUAUGUAGUCCCGGAAAAUGAGACAACUCCUUCUCCACCUAAAAGGGGACUGCUCCCUAAAGUAACUUCUCCAUCAUAUUUGGAUCAGGACGAAUAUGAAGUAUGUGAAGAUUUACCAGAAAUACCCUUUAAACCCAAGCCUUCACCUUCUCCCCGAAAUGUAAGGCCUAAACCACCUACAAACUUUCUACAGAAACCGAACAUGGUGCCGGUUUUACCCCAAAGGGAAAUUAAUAGCAAUAUUGACAAGCCCCAAGUUAUGCAACGCCAAAGAAUACAUAGUGCAGGAAAUGAGCCUCCACCGGUGCCACCAAUGCCGCAUAAGUUACCAUUACCUCUCCAUAAACCCAAUGUAAUAACAAUACAAAAACCUCCUGAGGUUUCAACGCGUUAUAUACCUGGCCCAAGUCGUCAUGGCAGUACAGUGGAACAAGAUGCUGAUGUCCUCAAUAAAGAGUGGUAUGUUUCAUCAUGUGACCGACGCAAAGCAGAAGAUGCUCUGACUGCUACUUCCAAGGACGGGUCUUUCCUUGUGAGAAAAAGCAGUGGACAAGACUCCAAGCAGCCCUUCACCCUUGUAGUAUUUUACAACAGGAGAGUGUAUAACAUUCCAGUGCGAUACAUUGAAGCUACACGACAGUAUGCUCUGGGGAGAGAGAAGAGCGGAGAAGAGAAAUUUCACAGCGUCGCAGAAAUUAUUGAAAAUCACCGGCAGACUCCUCUGGUACUAAUUGACAGCCAAAACAACACAAAAGACUCAACAAGGUUAAAACAGGGUGUUAGAAUUUCUUAAGCUAUUUGCAGAACUGUUACGUCACAGAGGAAACUUUAUAUGUCGACAAGAGAAGCCUCAAAGGAUUUGUGAAACUGGAAAUAUGCCAAAACGGCCCCUUGAUUCGUGUAUAUAUAUAUAUAUAUAUGUAUUUGUCCAAGAGCAAGGGCGGUUGACCUAGAUUUCUGUAUAUACGUUUUCUAACAUAUUCCUUUUGUGCGCACAAUAAAU